Messenger RNA from Vanrija pseudolonga, 1125 nucleotides. RefSeq lists its product as uncharacterized. Bases 1 to 1125 code for a protein of 374 amino acids. The transcript has 5 exons. The record is from RefSeq and is a predicted model, not a curated record. NCBI's taxonomy places the organism in Eukaryota, Fungi, Basidiomycota, Tremellomycetes, Trichosporonales, Trichosporonaceae.
AUGCCCGUCCGCGCUGCCGCCGCCGCCCCUGCGCCGGCGCCGGCGCCCGCCGAUCCCCUCUUCAGCCGUGUCGACAUUCUCCACCCCGCCGUGGCCACUGCGCUCCGCCCAGUCCUCUCGCGCGCCUUCAAGGGCCACGACCGCGACUGCACGGAGCUCGCCAUCUAUCUCGGCACCGAGGGCGUCAUGCCCGCCAUCGUGACGAACGGGUGCAAGGAGAGCGCGCGCGCCGGCGUGCCGUGCAUUGUGCCCACGCUCUCCGCCGACUGGGACGAGCAGCUGUGCUUUCCCCUUACUCGCUGCGUCCACUGCGUGCUCAACGACCACGCCUGCGACCUCCUCGCCACCGGCCUCCACAUGCUCAUUCCCUGCCCGUGCGAAUGGCUCAUCCCCACCGGCGACCGCCACCACGUCGAGCAGCGUAACCGCAUGGUGUACUCGCGUCACGAGCAGAUGGCGCUCCCGUUCAAGAAGCGUCGCGAGGCGGACGAGUACCUCGAGGUUAUGCGUUUCACCAACGAGCUCGACUUGUGGUUCCUCGAUCGCGUCCGUACCGCGCACACUCUCGACAGAGGCGAAAUCCAGCAGGUGCUCGACACCGAGGGCGAGUUUAUCGGCCCCAACUGGGUCAUCCCGCCCACGCACCAGUGGCAUGUGUGCCCUUGCUUCCCGGCCGCCUGCGACAUCUCCAACCACCCGGUCCUCGGCCCGCUCGCGGUGUACGACGCCGACUCGGAGAGCUGUGACGCCGAGACCGACGACGGCGAGAGCCAUGACGGCGAGACGGAGGUCUCGGGCCACUCGCACCACCACAGCGACUGUUCGCACGGCCACUUUGCGUCGUCCGAAAUGAAGGAGGCCAGCGGCCGUGUCACGCCGGUGACGGGCAACGGCCACGGGCAUGUCCUUGGCGAUGACCACGUCCACGCUCACGGCCAUGUCCACGGCGAUGGCUGCCUCCAUACCGGUUCGGCAGACCGCAAGGCUUCCCCCCCUUCGAUUGCGUCGACCACCUCGCUCGUCGACGUCGCCGAGGUCAGCGUCGCGCUCACCCACGUGAUUACAGAGGCCAAGGCCGUUCUUGUCAUCCCUGUUGAGGAGGGGCAGUGCUGUGGUCAGUGGUAA